This is a messenger RNA of Spinacia oleracea (spinach), 3722 nucleotides long. RefSeq lists its product as uncharacterized. The transcript has 10 exons. Gene Ontology annotation, cellular component: nucleus. Bases 128 to 3448 code for a protein of 1106 amino acids. NCBI's taxonomy places the organism in Eukaryota, Viridiplantae, Streptophyta, Magnoliopsida, Caryophyllales, Amaranthaceae. The record is from RefSeq and is a predicted model, not a curated record. Gene Ontology annotation, biological process: telomere maintenance.
CAACUUCUAAUAUGGCGCGAAAAUUGAUACCCUUCUCCUUUCCCGAUUUAGGGUUUUGAUUGAAUUUUGAACAUAAUUAUUCCGAAAAGAUCAUCAGAACAUCCAUGAACAAGAAUCAGUAGCAACAAUGUCGAUUUUUUCUGAGCAGUUAGAUCAAAUUAAAACCCUAAAUAUCUCAUCUUCAAAAUCAGAAAAGUCACUUGCUUACUCAACUCUUCAGCAUCUUCAAGAGCUGGCGAGCAACGAUGAUUCGUUAAUUCAACUUCUUGCUGAUUUCAAUGACUUUAUCCUUUCUUCGAUAAUCGCUGACAUUCGAGUUAACGAUGCGGAUGAAGAAAUUGUUUCACUGGCGUUGAAGUGUUUGGGCUUCAUAAUUUACCAUCCUUCCCUCGUUGUAGCGGUUUCGAAGGAAUACGUAGAUCAAGUGCUAGAGUCAUUGGCUAGACUGAUAGUAACAACGAAAAUUAAGGUGGUUUGCAAUCUAGGUGUGUGGUGUAUAUCAAUCCAGCAGCUAGAUGCUUCAUAUUUAGAUUCUCACUUUGAUUCCUUGUUGAGGGCUAUUGUUCAUUCCCUUGACAAUCCUGUUGGUUCGUUAUCUACAACAUUUGAAGCUAUUCAGGCUGUCACAAAGUUGGCAACUCAGAUAAGUGAAAAAAUGAGAGAUUCAUCGAACUUAUGGGCUCCUUGUAUAUAUAGAAGACUCCUUAGUGCCGAUAAGAGAGAGAGGGAUAUGUGCCAAAGAUGUUUAUUGAAGAUCAAAUGUCUAAUUGUUCCUCCACAAUUGUCUCUCUCAAAGGCCAUUGCUCAGGACAUGAAGCUAAGGCUACUUCCUGAGAUGGAGGAAAUGCUGAAACAUGGUAAGAAACUUCAGGCUCUCCAAGCAUGGGGAUGGUUUAUCCGUAUUCUUGGACAUUAUUCCCUGAAGAGUAGGAGUUUGGUUAAUAAAUUGCUGAAACUCCCUGAGCAAACCUUUUCAGAUCCAGAUCCCCAAGUCCAGAUUGCCACACAGGUAGCAUGGGAAGGUCUAAUAGAUGCACUUAUUUUUCUUCCUUCAAAAGUUUGUGGUGAUACUUCACAAGUUACUGCAAGAAGUUUAAAGCUCAUUAUGACACCAGUAAUUGGAAUCAUGACAAGCAAAACUGGUAUUUCUGUUCAAUCAUCUUGCCUAAACACUUGGUGCUAUCUGUUACACAAGCUUGAUAGCCGAGUAAAUGAUCCUCAGAUACUAGGUAUGGUUGUGGAACCUGUGUUUAAGAUAGUUUUCAACAUUGGACUUGAGGACGAGAACAUGUGGAGGUGGAGGUUCUGCAUGGAUUUGUUUCAUAAUUUCAUUCAAUCAAAAACUGGAAGUUGUGGAUUACGUACCCAGGUUAACAGUAAAAUAUCACCCGUAACAACUGAUAAUGUAAGUCGUUUAUCGGAAGAAUCUACAUUAAAGAAUUACUUUAUUAGAUGGUUGCCUUGGGACUAUAGUCAGAUGGAUUUUCUUGUGAGAAUGAUACAGAUGAUUUUCUGUCAAGCAGCAAAAGUAACUUUGUGCCCUGAAAUUAAGAGGCUGGUUUGUGAUAAUGCAUUGAAGAUUUUCCGUUUCUUCUUGAAAGGUGUUCAAAUAGAUUUUACGAAAUCUUCAACUAAUUAUGACACUGUUAUGCAGUCCAUAAAUGGCAUUCUGGUGUUUUUAAAGACAGUAUGUGACACUGCUUUAUGUGUGGAUGACGCAACACAUGACUUUCAACUUGCUUGCUUGCGGACUUUAGAGGCUGUAACUCAGGAGCUUGAUCCGUCUAUUUUGGGCUCCCCUCUUUACAAGGUUCCCUUAGACACGAAGUAUUUUUGUACAGGUGAAGUUGGAUGCAAAAUGCUGAUAGGAAUUUGCCCCAUUAAGUUUAUGGAUAUGGUUUCACCAGUAAUUUAUUUAACUUUUCAUCACUUUUAUUUGGUGGUUCAAUUUAGCUAUAAAAUUGCCAGCGUUGGGUCCAGUAUACAGGAAGCAUAUAAUUAUUUUAGUCGUGUACUAUCUUCGUAUGAUUCUCUUGAAGUGAUCCAUGCCAUUGUUGGUUUGUUGUAUGAUGGUGGUGAUCAUAACUCUUUGAGGGUUUGGAUUACAGUUGCCCAGUGUUUGAAGGAAUAUGUAGAUGGUGCCAAGGAUCUCGUGCCAUUCGCAGCUCAGCCUGGUAAUACUGGUCGUCUUACCUUGUGCUACUUCUUGCUUUAUCCAUUUGUUGUCUGUACCUCUCAGAAACCAGUAAGCACCCAAAAGCCGUUCAGCUCCCUUAUAGCUUCUUCAUUUUACUCAGAGAACAUUUCUCACGUUACAGAAGUGUGGAUCUCACUUUAUUGCAUAUUGAAUUCUACUAACCUGCAAGAAAAUCAAAAUAAGAAUAGUUUUGCAGAAGAUAUUUGUUCAUCUUUGAAUGGCUUCCUCCUUCAAAAAAGUGACACGGGGGAGGUUGUCACUGAGGUUAAUCAUCGUGAUAACAGCCAGGAGCACCAUUUUCUCUCUCUCUGUGGGAUUGUAGCCGAGUGUAUUUUAAAGAAUUUGCAUAUAGAAAAGGUUGCUCCUGAAGCAAUUAAGUGUGGUUAUGCAGAAUCCAGUGGCAUUAACAACUGCUUGGAGUUCAUAGCCAGGCUUAUGAAUCUCGCGACCACAAAUAAUGAAGCACCAGAACAUGUAAUUUCAAGGAUACUUCCUCCUUUGACACGCUUAGUCAGUUGCCUUCAGUGGAAGGAAGAUAUUAUUUCCGUGUUUAAGGUUCUAUGUGAUCCACUGCUGCCUUUGCUGUCGGACUCUGCAACAAACUGUGAAAGCAUCAAAGAUCAUCUGCAAAUCUUGUGGAAAGAAAUUAUUAGAAGUUUGCUACGUAGUUGGCCAACAAUUGUAUUUGACUCCACCUUCCUUGAGCUUCAAGCACCUCUACUCGAAAAAGCACUCGACCACCCUAAUCCUUCCAUAUCAGACCCCACAAUCAACUUUUGGAACUCUGCUUACGGAGAUGAAGCCCAUUUAGAUUUUCCCCCAUGUUUGCUCCGUGUUUUGGACAAGCUAUUGCGAGUUGGAAAGCUAAAGAUCCGAAACAGAAGAGCACCAGCAGUAGAGAAAAAUAGUCCGAGUUUAGAGGUUAACACUUCUGUUCCGAAGCCCAAAGUAACAGCUACGUUAAAUAUGUGCUCAAAACGAGUAAAGCUUUUGGAAAAUGUAAUGGAUGGUUCUUCUUGUAAGAGCAAGCUGCCUCCAUGCCCGAAAAGAAAGAGGUCAGAGCUCACUGAACGUCAGAAGGAAGUGAGAAGGGCACAACAAGGGAAACUGAGAGAUUGUAGUGGGCAUGGUGCUGGAGUUCGAACGUAUACCACUGCUGAUUUUUCUCAAGGUAGCCAGGAUGAUUCACAAGAUAGUCAGGACAUUCGUGAUCCUUACUUGAUUUUGAAUAUGCUUAGAAGAACCAGUUGAUUGUGGAAUGUCACAUUGUAAACUAGUCUUGUGUUACUUGUGUAUAUUUGUGUAAAUAUUGUAACACGAGUUUUACUUUUGUUGUUUCAAUACUUUCCUAAGAGGAACACAUAAUUCUUCUGCAUGAAAACGGAAGACUAUCUCUGCACCAGUUGGACCAAUGAGGUUUUGGCAUAGUGGUUAAGACCGAGAUCCUGUGUAUGAAAGGUCUCGUGUUCAAAUCUCCCUUUUGUAAUUAUAUUGCCCUUAAUUUGUUACUCAUUCACACCAAAAA